GAGAGAUUCAACGAGAACACCGGUUUUUCUAGAUCUGCUUGUGAACGAACUCCACGCGAGGAGGAUUAAUUACUGAAAGCGUCUAGAGAUUUUUCUGGGAAAUUUGCGUAAAAGCUGCUGCUAAUGGUUGAACAUGCUUGAAGGAGAUACCGGGUUUUCCAUCUGGCCAUCAAGUCUGUUUCUGUCAGAGUUUGUUCUAACUUUUCCAGACUUAUUCGCCAAUAAAACCUAUUUUGAGGUUGGUUCUGGAGUUGGUAUGGUCGGAAUUUUCCUUGCACAUGUAAAGGCUAAAAAGGUGAUACUAACAGACGGAGAUCUCUUAACUCUUGUUAACAUGAAACUUAAUUUAGAGAGAAAUCACAUAAACUAUGUUUCUUGCAUUUUGUUGCGGAAACUACAUUCACAUAAAGACACUCACUGGUGGUUCUUGGCCUUGUUGCUUUUGCAUGAUACCUUUUCUUCAUGACCAAUGUAUGAAGAAAAUAUAGUUUUGAAUCAUUGUAAUGGUCAAAAGUGUAAUGGUCAUCCUAGUUUUGUGGUCAUCAAUUGUAAUGGUCUUGAA
Molecule: messenger RNA, 562 nt
Organism: Eutrema salsugineum
Lineage: Eukaryota; Viridiplantae; Streptophyta; Magnoliopsida; Brassicales; Brassicaceae
Exons: 6
Coding region: 134-466 (110 amino acids)
Source: RefSeq, a predicted model, not a curated record